UUAAAUGUUUGUUGAUUUUAGGUCAUCUUAGUGAAUUCAACUGUUAAACUUUAUUGAACACAGAUCAUUUGAAAGAGCUAUAAAAGCUAAAUGAUUUGAAAGUUCAUCUGCCUCAUAUCUCACUUAUAGUUCCUCUUCUUUCAGGUUCCAACUCUCAUUCUCGGACCUUUUCUACUUCAUUUGGCGACACCAUGGAGAUUGCUGACAACUUUGACCAACUUGAGAGUCAACAGGAUGAAGACUCAUCAUUUUCAGACAACUCCGUAAGCUUGUUGCGCGACCUCCCCUCCCGGGAAAACAUUGGUGAUGUGGAGGAAUUCAUCACAACAGAUUCACAUUCAAAAGCUGGGGAUACUGAGAUGAAAAAUGAAAUGGAGAUGAAGAUAAAUCAGCUCCAGCUGGCAGCAAAUUUCAACGGGCAUUUCAAAAUCCCCAGCCAAAAGAUGCUCCACAAGAGAAACGAGAAAGGAGAGAGUCUUCUUCACAAAGCAUGCCAGAGAAAAGACUUAGUUCAAGUCAGAGCGCUAAUUCAGGCUGGGAUCAGUGUCAACGUGGAGGAUAAUGCAGGCUGGACUGCUCUACAUGAGGCCUGUAUUGCGGGGAAUGAGGCUGUGGUGGAGGAGCUGUUGAAGGCUGGGGCCCAUGUGGACGCCAGGAGCUCUGAGGGAGUGACACCCCUCCAUGAUGCAGUCGUCUCUGAACAUUAUCAGAACGGCUGUGAUCCAAGUGACAGAAAUGUUGGAGGUGAAACUGCUUUAGACAUGGCAGAGGGUGAUAUCAAAGAGCUACUCUUGGCUUUCCAAGCAUCUGCUGCAACACAAGACAAGUCUCAGAAAGCAGUGAAACAAAGCAGACCAGCAGGUACCAUAUCUACAGAUGGAGGACAAGCUCAAGAACUCCCUGAUAGUCAGCUGAGAAAGGAAAACACCUUAACGAAUAAAGUGAGUCAUUUAUCCGCCAUAACAACGGUUUUGACAGAGGUUAGGAGGAAACAAGCAGAAAUGACAACUUGGCCUUUGACCAAUUUGGAAGACAAAGGGAGAUAUCGUGCUGCUCUGACGCACAUCCAGAGUGUCCUGAUUGACGUGCUCCACAAACAGCAACUGGAGAAGAAAAGUCUUGUCAAAAGAUUCAAGAGAGUGCCCGUCGCCUUUCGCGAGCAUGUUCUGAAAAGUCAGGUCCUUUCAUUAUUGUCAUGUCAGAAGAACCUGAUGGAAAUCCUCCAGAAACAAGUGCAUUUAGAAGAAGUGUGUGUCCCCUGGAAGGACAGAUCUUUACCUCAGCCUUCAAAUAAGAGAUGCAGCGUUGUACCGAGACAGCAACCAGAUCUUUGGUCCUCACUAGUGUCUGCACCAGCAUCAUAUAAACCUGGAGAAAAACGCAGACACCGUCAAGAUGGAAAAAAGAAUCGAAGCAACCCAGUUACGCAACCCAGAUUGCUAAGAUCUUUGCUAACCUGCCCUGAUCUGCAGAAUAACAAAACCAGCAGCUGCCUCAGUGCCCCGCAACCAGAAAAAACUGUGCAACAGGCCAGUUUCAAUAUGAAAGACAGUGAUUUACUGAUACAGAAAAGGGGUGAAGAAGACAGCAGAUAUCUCCAUCGGCUUGUACGGGGGGGAAUCGUGGCGCCUGGAAGUGCUUUACAGCUUCUUUUGAAGGGUAAGCAGCACAUUGGUCAUGUACAUGCAGAUGGCUCCAUAAUGACUAAAGGCAAGCAGCACCAGAGUCCAGAAUCCUGGCUGAAGUCUAUCCUUGGUAAAAACAUCCCUGUCAGCUCAGCAUAUGCCAUGGACAAGAUUACUGUCGGGGACAAACCUUUGUCUUACUACAAAAUGAGCUUGGAGGCCAAAGAAAACCCAUCACAGAUACUUUUUGAAGACAGUGUAUGUUUCACUCGUGGUGAUGCUGAUGCUUCUCAUGAGGAGUUGAUUCCAGAUGCAUUGGAUCCAAAUAAUCUUUUGAAGAGAAUCAAGAUAGUUCAUUUGGUGAAUGAUGACGAGCUGCUGCCCAGUGCCAUAAUAGAACACUACUGGGACAAGCUCUUAAAGCAAGACCCCUCAGAGUUUGACGACUGGAACAGUGAAUUAUAAUUCUACCGAAAAUGUUAUUUGGUGGGAAAAACUAAUCUAGUUGGGUUUUGAUAGUCAAAAGGUCUGAGUUUUUUUUUUUCUCAUGUUGAUCGUAGCUUUCUGAAACAUUGAAAAAACUUUAGAGGCUGUAGUAUUAAAUUAUAUAGAAACCGAUUUUUGCUCAAUGUACAUACUUUUUCAUUUGUACAGUCAUCUGAUUUGUAAUGGUUGUGUUUCCAUUAUGUUACAAAUGGUGUUCAAAUACCGGUUACAAGUAUUCUUGUUGAUAUUUCUUAGGUUAUAUAAAUUGUAGUUUUGCCAUAUUCGGGUGAGGACUUCUAACAUUCUGGUGCUAAAAGUGAAGCCAUCUUUGGGGUAGCUCUAUAUUUCACUGCUUUGGCCUACAUGAGCACGGUUGAGUAUUUAUUUGUCAUCUAUUAAGUGUAGUGAAGGAGCUGUACUAUAGUAAAAAAAAUCUAAUUUAUUUGUUAAAAGUUCAUCUUGAACCCUAACUCUACACUGCCUUGUUUUGCAAUCAGACUGUGAUAUAACGAAAACAGACUUUUUAUUCUUCUUGUCAAGAAUCAAGCUCCAGUCUUCCUUUGAACUAUCCGUCCAUCCAUCCAUCCAUCCAUCCAUCCAUUGUCUAUACCACUUAUUCCCUACCGGAGCCUGAAGCCUAUCCCAGCAGACAACGGGCGAGAUCCUUGGAACCAAUUGGUGAUGAAUGAACGCAUAUGAAAGAGAAUACAGUCAGCAGGCUUAGAUGAUUAUUUAUUCAAAGUUUUUUAUUUAAAAAAUAUAUAUAUAAAAAAAAACUAAUAACA
Messenger RNA from Menidia menidia (Atlantic silverside), 2896 nucleotides. NCBI's taxonomy places the organism in Eukaryota, Metazoa, Chordata, Actinopteri, Atheriniformes, Atherinopsidae. The record is from the annotation of a GenBank genome assembly.